Molecule: messenger RNA, 1497 nt
Organism: Adelges cooleyi (spruce gall adelgid)
Lineage: Eukaryota; Metazoa; Arthropoda; Insecta; Hemiptera; Adelgidae
Exons: 5
Coding region: 72-1355 (427 amino acids)
Source: RefSeq, a predicted model, not a curated record
CGACGAUCAAAAACGAUUGUGUUUUUAAAGCUACAGCAAGUACAUUCAACGACACUAAAAUAUUAACAACAAUGAUUAGUCGUUUUAGUGUGAUUCUAUUGUGUCUUUCCGGCGUUUAUUGCGUAUCGUCCGUGUUUGACUACUAUUUGGAUUUGAACGGACUAAAACAAGCUUUUAACCGGCAAAUCGCCAUUGCCGAAUGGAACACGGCUAUGGACCAACAAAUAAUUUACCAAGAUGCCAAUGGCACUAACACCCGCGUUAUUAACGUUAAGACGGCUGUGGAAUAUUUUAUGCAAAACCCAGACAACAGCACUGCGGCGGAAUUGGAGUGGAUCCGCAACAUAAUCAAAACGGCUUAUGAAUGCACGUUAACGAGGUACGCAAGCUUAACAUCUUACUUGAUAUUCCAGGAGCUGUGGGAGCACAAGACCAACUUGCACUGGGCCAUAAAUCACACGGAUCUGAACUCUUCGAAUUUCGAUAUCCGAUCGGUGUAUAGAAAUGAAAAAUUUCAACAACUAUACGAUUCGAUAGAGUGGGACAAAAAUAUAUUGGACUUUGACAUCAAUUUAGAAACAGGCGGCGAACGAAUACGAGCAGUCCACCGAUUCCACACUAAGCCAAAGGAGGAACUGCACAAUUUAUGGGCAGGACUCAUCGGGAAGAAGCUCGGUUUAACAAUCAAGUACAAAAUCUAUACCGAAGUGAUGAAAACUAGGUUUGCCAACGAAUAUAACAUACCGUUUGUCGACGCUCUCAACGAACUCGUCUGUGUUCUCAACGAGGCCAUCCAGUUGUUCGACAGUUCCAUCGUAGACAAGUGUGUACCACACGACAGCAGCUUUGUGAACAACUUCGAAUCCCUAAAGACAGGCGUCUCCGGAGAUUUCAUGUGGCUUCUUGAGCAUUUUGAUGCCACGAAGGCCAGAGAGGCCAGCAAGGAUGGACAGCAUCUCAAAUACAAUCCAGAAGGUAAACUAUACUUGGAGGCCAGAGACACUAAUUCGGAAUUGUACAGAGACUUUUCAAAAUCCAUUCCGGGCAUACCGGCAGCUUAUCCCGAAAUAAGGGCUUCGGGUUGCUUCGUAGAGAAUUUGCAAUUCGAGAUUUCCGGUUUAAAAACGGAUUAUAAAAAUAGCAACGAACCAACGGACAUUUAUGGCCCUAUCAGCUAUGGACGCACAUCCGAACUUAAAAUGACACUUGUAGAAACUACCCGUCAUGCGAAAAAAAGAGAUGUUAAAAUAGGUAUGAUAAUGUUUCGCGAUAAAGAUAAAUCGUUCCAUGAUCAUACUCAAAGCAGCAAACAUACCAUUCUAGACGAGUUCAGAGAAACGUGUCAAAUAAAUUAACAAGACUCCAAAGACCUACACGAAGAAACUGGGAUCUCAUAUCAAAAACAUACAAUAACAAAUCUCAUAUAAUAGUAAUCGAAUAUAUAAUCAAAUGUUAAAAUUACAGAAAUUAUCGCACAAUAAAAUAUUAAUUAUGCAA